This is a messenger RNA of Varroa destructor (honeybee mite), 2631 nucleotides long. RefSeq lists its product as uncharacterized. NCBI's taxonomy places the organism in Eukaryota, Metazoa, Arthropoda, Arachnida, Mesostigmata, Varroidae. Gene Ontology annotation, molecular function: damaged DNA binding. The record is from RefSeq and is a predicted model, not a curated record. Gene Ontology annotation, cellular component: nucleus. Gene Ontology annotation, biological process: base-excision repair; single strand break repair.
AGCGAUGUAAAAUCGAACAUAGUCGUAUGUUUGACAAGAAAUGCAAUUACAUGGAGGAGAACAUCAAAUGACAGCCUUUGCCUUCUAAAACUAUUAAACUUGCACUCAGUUAGACUAAGCAUGGUGUUGUGUAAUUAAACAUCUUGUGCACUACGUGGUGGAACUUUCCUACACCUCAGAAUUCGUGUAUUUUGGUUUUCGUAUAGUGACGAUUAUUAAAAAGGUUGUUUAAAAAUUAACUGGCUAAAUGCAGGUGAUUCCCGUAGAAAAGGUUUUGGAUGUAUCUUCCGAACAUUCGGACCACAAAGCAGUUUCUUUGGUGACGGGCUUUGGCCAAUGGAAAACAGAAUUACCUGGCGAGGAGAAAGCUGAGCUAUUACUGAGGCUAGGGCAACUCCACAGGAUCGCUCGCAUUGAAGUCGCCAACGAAUCAUCCGCAUGGUUGGAUAUUCGAGUGUCACGAGAAGGAACUCCGUUUGUCGCUCUUCUGCCAACGCUUUGUCUGCAGUCUCGAAAGGAAAGCAAGGAAGGUAACAACGCACGCGGUAGGAAGAUACUCGAGGCAAAGCACUUUAACGAAGAACUUCGACAGGACAAAUUCGACCUAGUUAAGAUUAUUUGCAGACAACCAUUUAACAGAUCGAUCUUGUUUGGACUUUCGCACCUCAAAUUCUUCACCUACCCACCUGAAGAGGAAGAUAAGAAAAACAGGCUGAGGAAUCCUUCAGGAACCUGUGUGGAUAAAGGAGAAGAAAUCGUUCUUGAUAUUGUCCAUAAUCCUAAGAAGAAUAAGACAGAGGGCAACGAAGUGGCAGCUGUGGCCAUAAAAAACGCGUGCAUCCAAGAUAUCAAUAGAGAGAAAAGAUUUGUGAACUCGCCACUUAACGACGGUGAUUCUGAUUCAUACGAUGGAAGCAAUGGGCUAAGGGCAAAAUCAUUGCUCAAGCAUUUUACCGACAGCGCGUCAUUUUCGACUACGGUUAAUAAUCUUAAACGUACGGCUUUCGCUAACCGAUCACCAGGAGUCGUUAAACCCAGUUUUGUAUUUGCGCCGAAGACGAGCGCGGCCGAACAGGAAGCUCGUGCAAAGAAAGCAGCUGCUGCGGCAGACGAAAUUAUACCCGGCAAGUCACCAAAGAAACCGCGAGUUUUAGCUGCUUUUGCAUCAUGUCCAAGUACCGCUAAACAAACUCCGAUAUGUAACUCGUCAACUACGACUAGCUUGGAUAACAACGCAGAAAAAGACAUCGACCAAAGAUUUCUUCAGCAUUCCUUCUCCAAGUGGAAAAAAAAAGGUAAAACAGCGAAAACUCAAGAAGGUGAGGUUGAGUUUGCUCAAACUGUUACUUCGAGUCCCAUUAAAACCUCUAGAAAAACCAGGUCCUCUUCGCCAUCGCUUCGAGUACGGUCCAGUACAGUCGUUCGGAAGUUACAAGACAGUGGAGAUAAACAUGGGUCUUCUACCGAUGCUGAAACUGAUGAGGCUCGGAGAGUACCGCCACCGAAGGUUCGCACUUCUAUGCUGGAGUUAUCCACAGAAUUGCGCGCGUUUAAGAGAAGGUCCGUUGCUGAGGGUAGAACAGAUCAGAAGUCAGUUUUCGCCGCAGCGGGAGCGUCUACAAAUAAAAAAGCGAGAUCGAGCGGCGACAUUUUGCAAAAAAUAUUCUCGUCUAGUGAAGAUGAGUCAACUGCGGCUCCUGUCACUAGCGCCAAUAAUAAUCACAAUCCCAACUCUGCUAACCAAUCUGCAGAAACACAACACAAGACAUUACGAAAUCAUCCAAUAGGACACAGCUCUAGUUUAUAUCAAACGGAGGAUGAUAUUUCAGAAGAUAGCGAGCCCCAACCUGGCCCUUCGUGGCGAAUUGAUCCACCAAGAAAGAAAAGGGCAGUCAACGGAGAAAUUUUCAAGGAAAUGGCUAGAAAAAAGGCUAAAAACGGACUAAAUGAAGCAGCUGCACUGAAUUAUACUAAACCACGCGGAUCCCCGCCUGAAUAUGGCUCUAUUGACAGCAGGGAUACUGCAGAUUCUACCACAACGUUACCAUCAAUUGUGGUAAAAUCAGAAGUUCGUAGUGACGACGAAGAUCUACCGAUUAUGAUAAAAAAUGAGGUCAUCGAAUUAGGGGACUCAGACGACACAAUUGACUUGGAAGUUUCGAAGAGUAAUAAGGAAAACGGACAGCACAGAAGAAGGAAAAAUCAUAACCCACCAGUCAAUUGUGAAGUUGAUAGUGACUCCGACCUUGAGGUAGUAGGCAAUAAGCUGAUGCGUGGUGUGGUAUUCGCACUAAGCGGCUUUAAGAAUCCUUACCGUGCGUCGCUGCGAGGUAUGGCCAUUUCAAUGGGCGCAAAAUACAGACCCCACUGGGAUGACACCUGCACACAUCUUGUAUGCGCAUUUAAGAACACACCGAAAUUUAAUGAGGUUCACCGCAAAGGAGGUAGAAUUGUUACCGCGGCCUGGAUUGCGACAUCUCACCUUAACCAAAAGCUUUCUUACUGGAAAAAGUAUGUACUAAUGUCUCUCUCUCUCCCUCUCUCUCCCCCAACAAUACAUAACGCAAGUAAGCGACUCUCUGAAGGUCUAAUGCUGAUUCACAGCAACAUAUAAAUUUAUUGUAGGGUACU